CCUGACUGAAUGGAGACAGGAGCCACAGGCACACACAGUCACGUUACUGGCCGUCUCGGGCACUUCUCCCAGGGAAAGGAUGGUCCGCGUCUCCGGCUGCUGAGGAAUGAGCAGGUUGUGCCUUUGGAAGGGUAUCCUUAAUGCUGCACAUCCGGCAGCGCUGUCCCUGCAUACACAACCAGCGCAGCAAUGCAGUGGAGGCUCCCAUUCUAUCCUGUGCUGCUCCCAGCCCCCGAGCGCUGAAUUGGGACAUUGUAUCCUGGCUGCUGGCUUGACGUUCCCCUGGCUGUGUGUAUGUUGUUGGAACUGGCAGGCCGGCUAGGCCCAGGACGGACAGGUGCUGUCAUCUAUAUGGAGAAGAGCGGCUGCAGCCCUUUUCCAAUAUGCUGGGCUAAAGAAUAUGACAGACACCUAGCAUCCAGCAAGACUAUGGCCGCGGCUUACCUGGAUCCGAACCUGAACCACACUCCUAACUCCAACGCAAAGUCCCGCCUGAGCACCGGCAUGGAGAGGUCACCGGGGGCCAUCGAAAGAGUGUUAAAAGUCUUCCAUUACUUUGAAAGCAACAGUGAGCCAGCGACGUGGGCCAGCAAUAUCCGUCAUGGGGAUGCCACCGAUGUCAGGGGUAUAAUCCAGAAGAUUGUGGACAGUCACAAAGUAAAAUGUGUCUCCUCGUAUGGAUUACGUCUCAGUCACUUGCGCUCCGAGGAGGUCCAUUGGCUGCAUCUGGAUAUGGGAGUGUCUCACGUCCGAGAGAAGUAUGAGCAGGCUCAUCCGCCUGAGGAGUGGAAGUAUGAACUGAGAAUUCGAUAUUUGCCCAAAGGGUUUCUGAACCAAUUCACAGAGGACAAGCCCACCUUGAAUUUCUUUUACCAGCAGGUGAAAAAUGACUACGUGUCUGAGAUGGCAGACCAGGUGGACCAGGAAAUUGCUUUGAAGCUGGGCUGCCUUGAAAUCCGGCGAUCUUAUGGGGAGAUGAGAGGAAACGCUCUGGAAAAGAAAUCAAACUAUGAAGUAUUAGAGAAAGACGUGGGACUCAAGAGGUUCUUUCCGAAGAGUUUGCUGGAUUCUGUUAAGGCAAAAACCCUACGGAAGUUGAUCCAGCAAACGUUCCGGCAGUUCGCCAACCUCAACAGGGAAGAAAGUAUCUUGAAAUUCUUUGAAAUCCUCUGUCCGGUUUACAGAUUUGACAAGGAAUGCUUUAAGUGCGCCCUGGGAUCCAGUUGGAUUAUAUCUGUGGAGUUGGCAAUCGGCCCUGAAGAAGGAAUUAGUUACCUUACGGACAAAGGGUCUAACCCGACCCAUCUCGCUGACUUUACUCAGGUGCAGACGAUACAGUAUUCCAGCAGUGAAGACAAGGACAGGAAAGGGAUAUUGCAGCUAAAGAUCGCAGGCGCGCCAGAGCCGCUCACUGUGACAGCCCCGUCUCUUACCAUCGCAGAGAACAUGGCCGACCUGAUAGAUGGAUACUGUCGCCUUGUCAACGGAGCCUCCGAAUCCUUCAUUAUCAGGCCGCAAAAAGAAGGUGAACGGGCGUUGCCGUCUAUACCAAAGCUGGCCAACAACGAGAAACACGGCGUAAGGGCCCACACCGUCUCCGUGUCAGGUACCUCACCCCCUCCGCCUAGAAGGGCGCACAAAGCCAAGUGUUUUCUGCCAUUCAUCCUCUGUUCCCAUGACUCUCCACCAAAGGAAACCGAUGACUAUGCAGAGAUUAUAGAUGAAGAGGAUACUUACACCAUGCCUUCCAAAAGCUAUGGAUUAGACGAAGCCGGCGACUAUGAGAUCCAGAGGGACCGGAUCGAGCUGGGGCGUUGCAUCGGGGAAGGGCAGUUCGGAGACGUGCACCAGGGAGUUUACAUGAGCCCGGAGAAUCCAGCCAUGGCGGUCGCAAUCAAAACGUGUAAGAACUGCACCUCCGACAGCGUGCGGGAGAAAUUCUUACAGGAGGCCUUAACGAUGCGCCAGUUUGACCACCCGCAUAUUGUGAAACUAAUUGGGGUGAUUACAGAAAACCCAGUUUGGAUAAUCAUGGAGCUUUGUACCCUGGGCGAGUUGCGGUCGUUUUUGCAAGUCCGAAAAUACAACCUGGAUCUGUCAUCGCUAAUCCUCUACGCCUACCAGCUCAGCACAGCCCUCGCCUACCUGGAGAGCAAACGAUUUGUACAUAGGGAUAUUGCUGCUAGGAACGUAUUGGUCUCCUCUUCGGACUGUGUGAAGUUGGGAGAUUUUGGGCUCUCACGGUAUAUGGAAGACAGUACUUACUAUAAAGCUUCUAAAGGUAAACUGCCCAUUAAAUGGAUGGCCCCAGAGUCCAUUAACUUCCGUCGUUUUACCUCUGCGAGUGAUGUCUGGAUGUUCGGUGUAUGUAUGUGGGAAAUCUUAAUGUAUGGCGUGAAGCCUUUCCAGGGCGUGAAGAACAAUGAUGUGAUUGGUCGGAUAGAGAACGGCGAGCGCCUACCCAUGCCGCAGAAUUGCCCCCCCACUCUCUAUAGCCUUAUGACAAAGUGCUGGGCAUAUGACCCCAGCCGGCGGCCGCGAUUCACGGAACUCAAAGCACAACUCAGUACAAUAUUAGAAGAAGAAAAGCUACAACAGGAGGAACGGAUGAGGAUGGAGUCUCGGAGGCAGGUGACAGUGUCCUGGGACUCCGGAGGAUCAGACGAGGCUCCUCCAAAGCCCAGCCGGCCAGGAUACCCCAGCCCCAGGUCCAGCGAAGGCUUCUUCCCAAGUCCCCAGCACAUGGUACAGCCAAAUCACUACCAGGUGUCUGCUUAUCCUGUCACCCACGGAAUCUCCUCUAUGCCCGGAAACAUUUAUCCCGGCCAGGCCACAGUCUUGGACCAUCUUGACUCCUGGAACCAUCGGCCACAAGACAUAACCAUGUGGCAAGCUAAUAUGGAGGACACGGGACCCCUGGACAUGAGAUGUUUGGGGCAGGUUCUACCCACACAUCUAAUGGAGGAACGGCUAAUACGGCAGCAGCAGGAAAUGGAAGAGGACCAGCGCUGGUUAGAGAAAGAAGAACGGUUUCUGAAGCCAGACGUCCGGCUCUCCCGAGGCAGCAUUGAGCAUGUGGACGGCAGCAUACAGUGUCCGGCUGGUAACCAGCACAUAUAUCAGCCCGUGGGGAAGCCAGAUCAUACGGCUCCACCAAAGAAGCCUCCUCGGCCGGGAGCACCCAGCCACCUCAGUAACCUGGCCGGGCUGAACAGUCCUGUGGAUAGCUACAAUGAAGGAGUGAAGAUUCAGCCGCAGGAAAUCAGUCCGCCCCCCACCGCUAACCUGGACCGCACCAAUGACAAAGUGUAUGAGAAUGUGACUGGCUUGGUGAAAGCUGUGAUAGAGAUGUCCAGUAGGAUCCAGCCAGCCCCUCCGGAGGAGUACGUCCCGAUGGUGAAGGGGGUUGGCCUGGCGUUACGGACACUGCUAGCAACUGUGGACGAGACCAUUCCUGUUCUCCCUGCAAGUACACACAGAGAGAUCGAGAUGGCUCAGAAGCUGCUGAACUCGGACCUGGGGGAACUCAUCAAUAAAAUGAAGUUGGCGCAGCAGUAUGUGAUGACUAGCCUGCAGCAAGAGUACAAGAAACAAAUGCUGACCGCUGCACACGCACUGGCCGUGGACGCCAAGAACUUGCUAGAUGUCAUUGACCAAGCCCGACUGAAAAUGAUUGGACAUUCCAGGCCGCACUAAAGCGUAUGAGAACAGACUCCUGUUACGUCUCUGUCUAACAUGUAUUCCCGCUUCCGGGAUUACGUAAAGCCAAUUACCAGCAAUCCUCGGCUUCGGCCAGCGGCCGCUUCUCCAGUGCUGAUUGGUGCCAACUUGGCGCCGCGUGAAGUAUAAUAUUUUUCUCCUUAAGUUCUCAUUGGCUGCGACGCCGCUGGCCUGAUUUUACCGACGUGUCUGUCACCGGGAGUAAUUGUUGGCAGAGAACUUUGGAGGGUUGCACUUGGGACCUCUGGUAACCUCUUCGCCAAGAAACAGAGGGGAGAGUGGAAAGUCGGAGGCCAGGUUACGGCCCUGUGAUACCAAUUAAUCCGGGAAAACCAGAGAGCACACAGCGUCCGUCCGAGUCGUGACCGCUGUUGGAACUGGAAUCUCUUAUCCUUUUGUUUUGUUUUUGUUUUUUUUAUUUCUUUUACAUUAAGUCACAAUAUGCUACUAAGAAGCGAUAUUUUCAAGACUUAAACGCUCUGUUUAUUUUUUGCUCCUUUUGUGGAUGUGUGUAAUCUUUGAUUGGAGACCAUGUGAGAAUCCAUUUUGUCUCCCCCUGCCCCCCCCUUCCCCAAUCCUCUGGAACUAAAGUGCCAGGAUUUCUUUUUUAUUUUAUUUUUCCUCUGUAGGGUCAGCUUUUGUGUCCCAAUUUUUUUUAUUUUUUUUGUAACCAUGUAUAAAACACGCUGCUGACAAAACAAUUGCGUGUAGAGAGGUCCAGAGCCAUUAUAUAUAUAUAUCCCAUUUUUUUUUUUAUAUAAAUAUAUAUAAUUUAUAAAUAAAUCUUACGGCUGUGCUAACAUUUGAAAUGCUUGCAGCUGUCUCCAUCACGCCCGCCUUGCCUGUUAACCCGAAUUUAAUUUAAUUUUUCUCGUUUUUUUUUUUUGUUUUUUUAAUUUUUUUUAUCUUCUAUUUUUGUUGUUGUCAUUUUUACUACCCAAAUAAAUUAUGAAACCGUUUUCACCCUUA
Pseudophryne corroboree (corroboree frog) is the source of this 4689-nucleotide messenger RNA. It is a transcript of the gene PTK2, whose product is annotated as protein tyrosine kinase 2. Lineage: Eukaryota; Metazoa; Chordata; Amphibia; Anura; Myobatrachidae. Gene Ontology annotation, cellular component: cytoskeleton; focal adhesion. The transcript has 33 exons. Gene Ontology annotation, molecular function: protein tyrosine kinase activity; ATP binding. Gene Ontology annotation, biological process: protein phosphorylation; signal complex assembly. The record is from RefSeq and is a predicted model, not a curated record. The coding region runs from base 295 to 3696 and encodes 1133 amino acids.